Molecule: messenger RNA, 1834 nt
Organism: Chilo suppressalis (striped riceborer)
Lineage: Eukaryota; Metazoa; Arthropoda; Insecta; Lepidoptera; Crambidae
Source: the annotation of a GenBank genome assembly
GCGCCAAUUUCAUUCUUUGUGUGCUUGUCAAAUUCGUCAAUGUCAUAAUAAUUUAUUAAAAUUUUGCCAGUUGCCUUUGUCUACUAAGAUUUUGGUAAUUUUUCAUUCUGUUUCGAAAAAUCAUAUUUUUUUUUCAAGAAUUGUAUAAGAAAAUGCCUGAAGAAUCAGCACCAGUUUUGAAAUUCACUCGUAUGAGUGAACACGCUUUCCCGCCGAUGAAAGGAUCAGAUAAAGCUGCCGGUUUCGAUUUAAAGAGCGCCUAUGACUACGUUGUACCGAGUAGAGGGAAAGAACUUGUAAAAACCGAUUUGCAAAUUGAGCUGCCUUCUGGUUGUUAUGGCAGAGUAGCGCCACGAUCUGGGUUAGCUGUUAAAAACUUCAUAGAUGUUGGUGCGGGAGUAAUCGAUGAAGACUAUAGAGGCAAUGUUGGUGUUGUUCUCUUUAACCAUUCAGACCAAGAUUUUGUAGUCAAGAAAGGAGAUCGAAUUGCUCAGCUUAUCUGUGAAAGAAUCUGCUAUCCAGUGUUAACAGAGGUUACAAAUUUGACAGAUACUAAAAGGGGUGAUGGUGGAUUUGGUUCCACUGGUAAGCAAUAAAAUUGGACCUUUUCACCAUCUUCCCACCUCCCAGAUUUGUAAACCAAUUAACUUCGCAAACCACUUCAGGUACUUCCUUCCUUUCAAAAGAAAGUGUCCAGUUAUGAGCUGACCACAAAACAAUAAUGUUGGUUUGCUCAUUCAUUUACUUUGUAUUUUAAAACUUGUUAUGAAUAUUUUAAUGUAAGUCUUCUAUGUGGUAUUCUUCUAAGUUUAAUUAAUAAAUAAGUAUUUUGUAAUAAAUCAUGUCAUGUCUUUAUUGCUGGGUCGGCAGUGCAGUAGUAAUUUCAGGUAAAUUAUUUACUUAUGUUUUCUCAUACUUUUCUUAGUGACAUCUAAUCUAAAAUAUAUGAUACACCUACUGCUUCAUAUGCACUCAAAAAAAAAAUAGAUGAACUACAUGAGGAAAUAAAAUAAAAAAAUUCAACUAUUUUAUAGGAUUUAUUGGAAUUGUACUAUUUUCCUUAUGAAUCUAAAUUCUCAAAAUUAUCUAAAACUGUUUCCAGCUUCAAUUUAUCAGGAACAACUAAAGCAUUUUUAGUUAGCAUGGGUUCCUUCUUCUUUAAGAAUGGUUUGAAUAGAUUUUUUAAUUUGCUGUCGUUAUUUACACCAAAGUCAUGUUCAGCUUUCUCUACUUGGUUUUCCAAUAACUCUACAUUUAAGGACAAUCUUGACACUACACUUAUAAGUGUUUCAAUCUUCUUUGAAAGUAAAUUUAUUUCAUUUCGAUAUUUCUUUAUAUCUUGUGUUACUGUCGAAUUACAAUCACUGUUUUUCACCCUUAUCAUUUGUAAUACACUUGAUAAUUCUUCUAACCUCGUUAGCAUAUUAUCAAUAACAUCUUGCACCAUAUGAAACCCAUUCGAAACAUCGAGUUUCAAAUAAGCAGCAUAAUCUUGGAUAACUUCUUGCAACAUACCUAUUUGUUUUAUUCUUGUUUAGACUCCAAAAUCUGGAUAUAAAUAUUCGAGUACACUCACUAUGACCAUAUCAAAAAUAUCUGUCAAUAAUUUUGACAAGUCUUUUAAAGAAGUCGGGCAUAGAGGGAUGAACUUGAUAAGUAUUUCCAUCGCGGUUUUCCAUGGAAACUCAAUAUAUCAAUAACCAUUUGAAAAGUAAACUUGAUAAUAUUACAAACCUGAACCAAUAUCUAUUCAAAUUGGAAGGGAUUCUAGGAUUGUGAAAUCUUAAGGACCAUGACAUUAUUUUCGACUCAUUUUCUUGCUAUUGCAACCCCA